This is a messenger RNA of Cuscuta campestris, 1286 nucleotides long. NCBI's taxonomy places the organism in Eukaryota, Viridiplantae, Streptophyta, Magnoliopsida, Solanales, Convolvulaceae. The record is from the annotation of a GenBank genome assembly.
AGUAACUCCAUAUUUGGUUCAAGGAAGAAGAAGAAGGAGCAAGAAAUCAUCCAAAAUUUUUAAAUCUUGAGUACAAAAACGCAGCGUCAACUUCAAGGAACUUACGGGAGAUAUCGUAGAGAAGAUUUGACGUUGGAAUAUUUAAAUUGAUAAGUUGAUUGUCGGAACCGUUGUUCACCGAAGUAUUUGAAAAUCCUGGACAGCAACUGUCCCUUGACUUCAGGUCCGAUUUACGCUAUCUUACAUCUGUUAACUCGAAAUACUUUCUUUGCGAAAGUUAUAGCCUUACAUCUUAGGAAUCCACAGAAUCAAACGGUUUGCAAUUCCGUGAAGAAACGAUGGAGAUAUGCCCAAAAUACAGCAGGCUGUCCAAUUGUGACGGAAAUGACAAAGUUGGUGAAUUUCGAUGUUGUUUUCACUACCGCUCGUCCAUGAGGUUUUGGCCGAUGAUUUCCAGGUUAUACGGAUUAGGGUGUUACAGUCUCUGCCAAUGUUUCCUCCGUGGAUGAACCCCACCAGGUAUCCUUGGGGCUUCGUCGUCGUCCAGGUCAUCGCAUUCCCGCCCGAUGUGCCUCUUCUCGGGAUUUCUUGCUUGCAUGGCCACUGCGACCAGCUCAGCACGUUUCCUCCAAGUUCUUCCUUCCGACGCCCCCCGCGACGGGGCUGCUCCGUCAUCCCACAGAGACGGCCCUCGGGCAAUAAGUCAUUGGAUCUCCUUCUAGAGGGUGAAGCAUUCCUUGAUGUUGUGCGUGUUGUUGCGAUGGUACUCGCAAUACUUGAUACCGCCAGACACCGCGUAGGUCUCCACGUGAGGGAGCGGAGAGAGGGCCAGCUCUCGACCCGUCCCCACGGGCGCCACUACGGAGUAUACUCUAGCCGAGGCCGUCCUAGGGCCCACAGUAUAGUCCUUUUUCUUCUUCCUCUUCUUUGCGAUCACUCCCGAGUCCACGACCUCGGAGUCGGGAGCGUCAUCGAACUCCUCCGAGGCCAAGAACUUAGCGCGCGCCAAGGUUUCCUGGUACGUGGGGGGGUGGAUUCUUGUGGAGCUCCUUCCUCACUUCUCCACGGGAAAGGGCUGCUUGGAACAUUGCCACCAAGGCUUGGUCAUCAGCCCCAUGCACGUCUCGGGCUUCCUUCUCCCACCGAACUAUAAAGUCACUGACCUUCUCUCCUUUGCGGAUGCAGAUGUUGAUGAGGUGGGAGUAGGGCAGCCUUUGCCUUCUGUUGGCCGCAAAGUGCGUCAGAAACUUCUCCGCCAGCGUGUCCCAGUCAUCAAUGGUCCCCUU